AUGGGUCAGAAAAGUUCAUCAUAUAAUAUUGUUCAGCCUCUAUCAAAUGAAAACAUCAACGUACCGGUAAAACUCUGUUUACUGUCCAAUGAUUUAAACGUGAUUAUCAAGCAAACAACAACUGCCGGUCAAUUAAUAGAACAAAUAAUUCAUAAUUGUCAAUUAUCGGUAAGAUUCGAUGAGAUAUGUAUCUGUCAAGAGAAACUAGACGGAUCCAGUCAAAUUACGGAGAUUGAUCCACAUCAGGUACUAAGCGAACUUGGCGCUCACUAUGAAUCAGCUCUCAUCGUUCGGCGUCGAGGUGUUCAACAUGCUUCUUCUUCGUCGAUGGAGGUGCAUGAGAAAAUGGAAGACGAUCUACCUCUGCAGUCUGACUCAUCAGAAGUUAUUACUCCUACAACUGAUGAUCAGAAAGAGAUGACCGCAAACGAAAUUACAAUCGAUAUUGUUUGUAAUAGUCAAACUACUUCUAUGGAUGUGAAUCCCGCACUAACUCUUCGUCAACUGAAAGAUCAUUUGGCACAAACACUCGUACCUCAGCUAUUCGACAACCCGCCAGAAAACUUUCAAGUGCUAAUUGACAAACCCCAUGGAUCUUUAGUAAUCGAUGAUAUAUAUUAUGAUCAAACUCUUGAAAGUUUUGGUAUCAGUAGUAAAUUAACAUUAAUUCUUGAACCAAUCAGUUCUAUGAAUGUUCAGGAAGACGAAAAACCAUCCGUAAAACCGAGAAAAAGUCAGAAUAAGGAGCUAGACAACAAAGUAGAGAAACAUGAAACAAGCUUUGCAGUGCUCAUUAAAGCCGAAAAUGGCAGAUUUGAAACUGAAAUUCCUUUGACACCAGGGUUAAAGAUUUCUCAGCUUAAAAGUGACGUUUUAGAAAGCAUGAAGUUGUCAAAAAGUAAGGACAUUUACCAACUUGUCUGCAAAAAUGAAGUUCUCACCGAAGAUUCAGAAAAAACAAUCGGAGAUUUUGAAAUUAAAUCCUACGAUAUCAUUUUCGUCCAAAGGAAAAAAAAGACAGCUAAACCUGUUGGCGAAUCUCUUGACAAAUCUACUGGUCAGUUAGUACCAGUGUCUCUAAUACCUAAACAUAGUACGGUCGACGCUUCAACAGUAAAAAUAUUCGUUGGAUCACAAUCAAGUAAAACAAGACCAGGUCUCUGCGGACUCACAAAUAUUGGUAACACCUGUUUCAUGAAUAGCGCUCUUCAAUGUCUAAGCAAUGUUCCACCGUUAACAAUCUACUUUCAAGAACAAGAUUUUCGUAAGAAUAUCAAUAAUCAUAAUCCGUUAGGAAUGAACGGUGAUGUAGCAAGAGCAUACGCUGAUUUUAUUGAAAAUGUUUGGUCACCAAAGUCAAAUCGUCCAUAUGCACCACAAGUAAUCAAAGAUCAAGUCAGUCGUCAUGCGCCUCAAUUUGCUGAUUAUUCACAACACGAUUCACAAGAAUUUCUCAAUUUUCUUCUUGAUGCUCUUCACGAAGAUUUGAAAGAUGAAAAUAAGGCAGAUAAUGAAUGUUCAAUUGUAGCACAGCUCUUCCAUGGUAUAAUGCAGUCUGACAUACAAUGUGACGAAUGUCUUAAUCAUGAAUACGCUCAUAAUAUAUUCACUUUUCUACCGGUGCCACUGACAUUCCCUCAAACAACGUGGACAGGUAGUGUGCGUGCAUUUAGUGUCGAAUAUGUGCGUUUGAACAGCCAAAACGAAAUAUUUUCUGAAAUCAAAGUUGACGAAGAAGGAACCUUGUGGGACUUGAUUAAUCAAUUUAUUAUUGUGUACAAGCAAAAAAUGCCCAAAAGUAACCAUCAACCAAAUGCAAAUAAUUUGGGAGCAGUCGACCGUAAACAGCCGACAAGAAUUUACGAUUCUCAAACUCCACUGACCGAUUUUGACGACAAUACCAUUGUAUUAAAACAGCAAAAUCAGAAUAAGUCUGCUGCUACUUGCAUGAAAUCUUCAUCAACAAUGAAGAAACUCACUCUGAACGAGUGUAUUCGAGCCUUUACGAACGUCGAGCAUUUAGGAGGAAAAAAUGGUGAUUGGCACUGUUCAACUUGCAAUAUAUUGAGAAGUGCAACGAAAAAGCUCGAUUUGUUUCAUCUACCUAAAGUACUUAUUCUUCAAUUAAAACGAUUUUACUAUGAUGAUAAUGAACAAAAUCGAAAAAUUGAGACAUUCGUUGAUUUUCCUCUAACAGAUUUAGAUCUUAGCGAAUUUUUGGUGGAUGGAAAAGCGGAAAAGUAUGAUCUUAUCGCUGUUUCUGAUCAUAUGGGAACACUUGCGUCUGGACACUAUACAACUAAUGCAAAAAAUAUCAAUAACGAACAAUGGUAUCAGUUUGAUGAUACACAUGUAGAACCCAUUAAUGACGAAAAAGACAUUGUCACAUACCGAGCAUAUGUACUUAUAUAUUUGCAGCAACAAAACAAUAACUAA
Molecule: messenger RNA, 2436 nt
Organism: Didymodactylos carnosus
Lineage: Eukaryota; Metazoa; Rotifera; Eurotatoria; Philodinida; Philodinidae
Source: the annotation of a GenBank genome assembly